AAUAAACCUUUGUCUCCCAAAGGGUGUUCCAUGCAGAUUUCCGAUUAAACUGUAUAAUUAUGCAAAUUGAUAAUGUGUACGUAUAUUUAUAUUUUCAGACUGUUCAGACGAAAUCAAGACCAAAGAAAGAAUAUCAAGUGCCAAAGAACCAGUCGUAAAUUCCAAAGAAAUCCUACAUAGUCAGAAUGUCUCCGGACAAACAGAUGAAAGCCUUAUCAAGUCAAGUACCUCAGUGACAAUGACUAGACUGCAAGCUUCUGGGCAUACUCCAUGGAUCGUGUACAGUUUGGUAGUGAUUGCUGUGUGCUGCACACUGGGUAUGGUUGUGAUAUAUGGGGCAGCAGGAUUCAAACAUAGCAGAAAUGAUUUACCAGUCCUCAAGUUGACCUUUCCUGGCGAUAAACAUAUAAGACACAUACGAUCAUACUCAGAAGAGCCCAGUAUUAGAGACGUCAGCAUGAACAAAGAGAACAAAGGUUCAGGUCUUCUCACAAGGCUACAACUCUUAGAUUUGUCUCCAGAUUGCCGCAGUAACCUGACUGCAUGUCAGGCCCAUGCUCUGUGUGACACAGACAGCCCAGGGGGCGACUUCAGAUGUAGGUGUAGGCGGGGCUACUUCCUGAAGGACCUGUCCUGUAUACCUUGUCAGACAUCUUGUAAAGAAGGACAUUUUAUGGAGAAACAGUGUAGUGCCAAUGGUGAUGUUAUUUGUAGAGAAUGUACACAGUGUGUUGGGAGCUCAUAUGAGGUUGCUGUCUGUACCUCAACACAAGAUACCAUCUGUAUAGACGUCACAUUUCCUUUGAAGCAGUUUCAGUCAAAUGCUCUUCCUGUUGAAGAUCUGGUGAGUUGGAAUGUGACACUGUCAAAAAAUGUGUUUCUUGAAAGACUACAGUCAAUUAAGAAACUGGAGACCACUUUGUACUUGUCCAGCAAUAAACAAGCUCUACAGUUUGUGUGGAGGAGACCAAAUUCAGGUUUGGAGAUUCAUGUGAAGGCAUCUGAUGUGUACCUUAUACCAGAAUAUGUUGAUGUAGACCAUAAGGAUCAUGAUGAUGAGGAAUUUGUCAUGAAAGCCAAUACUUUUCCAGAGGACAUCAAAAACUUACUAAGAUCAAUUAGAAGAAGCCAUUGCAGGCACCCUUUAACAGAGGAGUAUGAACUUAAAUUAGACAUUGCUAAGAAUAUUGCCACCCCUGCCAGGGAGUUUCCGUGUGAUUCUAGAAAAAAAAGCCCAAAAUGCCCUGACGGUUAUAAAGAUGGUGACAUCUAUGUUUUUCAGAGACUUGAUAGACUGUGUCCUAAGGUUGACACAAGCAGAAGUCAGCCUUUUGGAUAUUUAUCAAACAAUAUUCUUUGUUCUGGGAACACAGAAAUGUUGAAAUCAAUCUUCAAUAUGGAGGUAGAUGAUCCGACCUUUCUUAACUUCCCGAGUGAAGAGUGCAAAAAAAGUGAAGAGAAUUGUGGAAGAUGUUUGUCAAGGGAUGCUUGUGACAGGGGUUCAAAUUUAACCGACUGUUGUAACAUUGGCUGCCAUCAGUUAACAGACUGUAAAAGAUAUUUCUCGGCUCAGUGCCCAAACGCACCUAUAGAAUGUGCAAGGGGGGACAUAACCAAGUUCGGUAUCAUGCCAAGAUAUCCUAGCCUCAUGAGUCAGUUUUCCUGCCAUCUGCGCCACAGUCCGCCACAAUACCUCUACCAACUUUCGUACGAGGUGAAAAUACCCAGCAUGCAAGAUUUUAGUCUCGGAACUCGUAAGAAGAACAUACUGUACAGGGACUUCUUGGACCAAAAUAGUACAGAUUUAGUGGAUUACCUUAUAAUGAGGCACCAUACAGAAACCAAAUAUGAUGAUGAAGUGAUUCUUACGGGCAGAUUUAGAAAUCGCGACCCAAAUAACGUCGAGGAGUAUACCUUACAUAAACUGAAAACCCCGCACACUUUUGAUCGUUACCCUGGCUACAACCUUAUACAUCGAGGUCGGAAUAAGUUUCACACAAGAAUUCAGUUCGAAACUCCGUUUUUGUACUCAACUGACAAUUGGAGGGAGUACAACUGUUCUUUUAACGUGUCGAAGAUUUAUCCAGCUCAGCCUAUAUACGAGAAUUAUGGGAGAUUAGUUAAACCUGUUGAUAUCAAGAAGAGGGACGGGAAGUUUAAUUACCAGAUUCUAUCGGAAUCCACUACACCACACACAAGAUUUUAUAUUCAAGAGGAUACAUCCAUCUUGUCCUACUAUCGGGACACAUACCAAUCAGUUAGAAUCAAUCCAUGGGACUUACAGGGAUCCAUGAGCUGGGAUCCAGACACUUAUCAAUGGAAUAUAACUCUAACAGGUUCUUUAACAGCAUGCCCUGGAAUCUUCACGCUAGAAAUCUACACGGCUAAUAUGGCCACGCGACUUGUUGUGUACGACAUGGUUAUAAACUGUCCGCAGGAAUUCUCAGCAAGUUUUGAAAUUAAAAGGAACUCUGUAGAUUUUGUUGACAUUUUUGUCGCUGUGCUUAACGAUUCGGUCUCAAGUUACAGGACAGUUCUUUCAUCUGUCCAAGGACCACAAUAUUUUAAGGCUGCGGCUGCUAAGGCAGUUGCUAUGGAGACUGGAGAAACGCCACCAUGGCCUCCGAUGGUGAUUAUAGUAGCAGUAUGCUUCUGUGCCUCAGUUGUACUGAUAAUGCUGUAUUUAUACUGUGAUAAAAAGAAGUCCAAGUUCAUUCCGACCGAUAUAACGGUACCGAAACCGGACUUAGGACCUCAAAUUACGCUCUUACAGAGUAUUGACAAAGUAAACAAGGAGCAAGGACUAACAAUUCACACAAAGUUUAUUAUGAUGACACUUGUUGUGUUAUAUGUCAUAUAUGCACUAAUGUUCUCUUUCACGGCAUUGUUCGCCUUGUUUCACGUGAUACAAGGUCCGAAUCUAGGUCAAGUGACUCUUACUACAAAUACAAGCGAGCAAGUGCAGUUUCAAAUGCAGAGAACAUUAGAUACUAUAAUUGAAUAUGAAAAUAAAGAACUGGACCGUUUGUUGAGAUUAACUGAACAGCGAAUUACUGCUUGUAGUAAUCAUAUGAAAUCCUCGCUACGUACUGACGUACCUAGUGGAAAUCAUGAACUUCGUCGAGUAUUGUUAACUUUAUUCCGUAAUAAUGGAACAGUAGAUAAGAAACUGUCAGAGUAUUUUCACAACAGACAGUCUUUCUAUCAAAAUGAGAUUAGUAAAUUUUUAGAUGAAUUUAACCGAACACUUGAUACAAAGUUACACAAACUUCAAAUAUCAUAUUUGUCGUAUUUAAAAUCAGUAGCAGAAAACCCGUGGUUUACGGUCCCGAAGGAAAUUUUUAUGCAGCAGCAGAUAUUAAGCGGACGCCCGAUUAGAAAGAUUACUGAUGAUUUACCAGGGUUUCUAACUUGGCUGGAAAUUGAUAAAGUACAAGAAUUGUUUGAAAUGAAGGACAUGAUUAUGACCAGGCUUUUGAAGAUGAUGCCAAGUGUGGACUUUACCCACUUGGUGAACAAAACAGAGAACUUUGAUCCAGCAUCAGUUAACGUUGAUUUCAAACCAUCAGAAAACACGUUUAAAUUUUCAUAUAACAACCCUGACUACAUAUCGAGCUGGAACUUUGACGACGACUUGGCAGCAUUUCCGACUGUAAAACCUUCCCCCAAAAGAAAUAAACUCCAUAUUUCCAAUAUUAAAGGAAUAAUUUAUCCAGUAUUCAUUUGUGCAUUUUUACUGUUAGAUAGUCUUCUGCUUAUUUACCGCUUUUCAUGGAUGGUGAAAAGUUUGAAAAUGUUCAAGACUGGUUUAGAGGAGAGAAUUCCGUACGAUUCAAUGACGCGCAAGAUAUAUUUUAUAUUGACGGGGAAGGAGGUGCCCCGGCCUGAAGACAGUCUCGACCAUCCAUAUGAUUACUAUAUGCAUAAUAAGGAAAAUAUAUGGGGAGAUAAUACUGAACUAUAUUUCAUGUAUUGUACUGGUACGACAAAAGCCAAAGAGGAAAUUUUAAGGGAAAUUUGGCAUCACAAACAACAGCGUAAUCCGAAACAAGAGGAAAAACCCAGUGAUAAAAACUGCUUACUUAGUUACUUUAUAAGUUGUAUGAAAUCUUUGUAUAGAUUACUUAUUUCUCCCGUUUUCUGGAGAAUGGUAUUCAUAUGUGGAUUUGUGUUAAUUUUAUUCCUUGUUGCCAAGGCAACCAAUGACCUUGUUACUCUAGAGUCAGCCAUGUUUUUAUUGGACACUGGGGCGAUGUUGCCCAUUCUGGAACGUCAGAAUGACAUAACAAACACUGUUAUAUCGGAGUAUGGCUCUUACCUCAAUGACUUUCUAGUUGGUUACAAGGAGAAGUUAGAUGGCGAGGUACAGACUAUUAACAGUUUACUCCUCAAUGUUGCAGAACGACAAAAUAUGCUGCUGAAUACAAUGAUCUCAGAUAUGUGCAAUUUAGCGGGACUUGACGCUUGCACCGACGGAACAAAUCUAGUCACAAUGUCCUUAACCUCGUGUAAUUUCUUGCCAAUACAUUCUAAAAUGUUUGAAGGUUUUCAAAAGUCAGUGCUUCUAGAAUAUAUUCAGAAGGAGUUGUCCCCCUUGGUCCUGAAUCUGCGAAGUAUUUUAUUUAGUUCCAUGUACUUACUUCUCACGUGCGCAGCUGCAAUGUUACUGUGUCAGAUAACUGCACGUGUAAUCUAUAUCCAUUUGAAAAACUCGCGGCACGUGAAAAUUACCAAAAUUUAUCAGUUGCCAAGCAGCGUUAACGACCAGUGGCAGGACACCCAUUCUUUGCGAGAGAAGGAAAUGUAUAACAGUCAAUCUGUGAUUGCAGAGAGUUGCGAGAGCGGUGUUUAUGAUAUGACAAAUUAGAUGAAUUAAAAUUUAAUGUUCCAUAGUUGUAUUGUUCAAGGUGAUAAUUGUAAAUUCAGAGUGAUGUAGUAAGCAUGGUGAUAAUUCUUAAUCGAGCUUGAAAAAAAAGAGCAAAGAAUCUGGUGAUAAAAUUGAAUUGAAAUAAAUGAUACACUGUGUUUGAUUUGGGUGAUAAUGUUAAACUGAAGUAAUGGUACAUUGUGUUUGAUUUGGGUGAUAAAUUUGAAUUGAAAUUAUGAUACACUGUGUUUGAUUUGGGUGAUAAUUUUGAACUGGAAAAAUGGUACACUGUGUUUGAUUUGGGUGAUAAUUUUGAAUUGAAAUUAUGAUAGAAAUUAUGAUGCACUGUGUAUGAAUUUGGUGAAUUUUUUUAUAUGAAAUUUGGUGAUAAUUUUGAAAUGAUGCUAAAACAAUGGUACAGUAUGUAACAAUUAUUUUAGUAAAGCUUUUGUGAAGUGUUAAAAUAUUACAGAGUCAGUUAAUCAAAUUUUUUAGACUUAAGUGAAUCAUUUAAUAUCAUUUAAUACAUUCGUACAUGAUUCAAAUAGUUUUCUCAUUCAUAUAAAUAAAAUGUAAGCCUUUGAGUAUUAUAUGCAUACAUUAUAUUGUUAAGAAAGGGAACAUUUACCAUAUUUUUGCCAUUUAACGCCCCAGAGAGUUUGUAUUUUUUCAAAAUGGAUGAGCUAAUUAGAACUUAAAAGUUUGCUUUAAAAUAUGUUUAUGAAAGAUACAAUUCAAUUAUAAAAAUUAUUAAUCAUUCAUUAUUAUGAUAUAAUAUAUAUAUCUGGAUUAUGUUUUUGAUAUUACAUUACUGGAAUGUCAAUAAUGGUUAUUUUUUUAAAUGAAAUUACAAAAAUGUAUUUGGACUGAUAUUUUAUUACAGAUUACUAAUUAUAGAUUACUAAAUCUAUAAUGUAAGAUUUUUUUUCUUCUUCAAAUUGUGGGUAGGGGCACUGUUUAGAGAGGGUGGGGGUAUUAAUUGGAAACAAUAUGGUAUAUAAUGGGUUUUGCUCUGUUUCAAAUUUGGAACGGUUAAAUCAAAAUGUAAGGGAUCCACAUAACAAAAUUGAAAAAUUCAUGUAGCUACCAACUGAAAGAUUGAAAGAUCCUGACCAGACUGCACAAAUGGUUUUGUCCAUAUUAUUUAAGUCCAUCCUAGAUAUUUAGCAUGUUAAAAGUUCAACAAGUCACACAAGCCAAAUUAGUUUAUUUGUUUUAGUUGAUGACAAUUUUUGUUUUUUGAAUAUUGUUCUAAAUUUUCAUGUAAAAAAAGUAUAAAUCUGAAGGCAUGCUGAUUUAAUUAUUUAAAUUUUCAGACGUUGAUUUUGUCAACAUAAAAUAUCACUUAUAUCAUGUUGGUUUGAUCUUACAUAUUCAUUAUAAUGAUCUACUGUAUCUUGUGAAAUAAAAUUUAUGAAAAUAA
Messenger RNA from Ruditapes philippinarum (Manila clam), 6290 nucleotides. RefSeq lists its product as uncharacterized. The transcript is spliced from 19 exons. The coding region runs from base 239 to 4867 and encodes 1542 amino acids. Gene Ontology annotation, molecular function: protein binding. Lineage: Eukaryota; Metazoa; Mollusca; Bivalvia; Venerida; Veneridae. The record is from RefSeq and is a predicted model, not a curated record.